UAACUAAAAGUAAGCAAUGAAGGUCGAAAUUGACUCCUUUUCUGGUGCUAAGAUCUACCCAGGCAGAGGUACCUUGUUUGUCAGAGGCGACUCCAAGGUCUUCAGAUUCCACUCUUCCAAGUCUGCUUCUUUGUUCCACCAAAGAAAGAACCCAAGAAGAAUCGCCUGGACUGUCUUGUACAGAAGACACCACAAGAAGGGUAUCACCGAGGAGGUUGCCAAGAAGAGAUCCAGAAAGACCGUGAAGGCUCAAAGAGCGGUUGUCGGUGCUUCUUUGGAGUUGAUCAAGGAGAGAAGAUCCUUGAAGCCAGAGAUCAGAAAGGCUAAGAGAGACGAGAAGGCCAAGGCUGACAAGGAAAAGAAGAAGGCCGACAAGGCUGCCAGAAAGGCCGACAAGGCCAAGUCUGCUGCCACUCAGGCUUCCAAGAUCUCCAAGCAGCAAGCCAAGGGUGCCUUCCAGAAGGUCGCUGCUACUUCUCGUUAA
Eremothecium gossypii ATCC 10895 is the source of this 484-nucleotide messenger RNA. RefSeq names its product 60S ribosomal protein eL24 (gene RPL24A). Gene Ontology annotation, biological process: cytoplasmic translation. NCBI's taxonomy places the organism in Eukaryota, Fungi, Ascomycota, Saccharomycetes, Saccharomycetales, Saccharomycetaceae. Gene Ontology annotation, cellular component: cytosolic large ribosomal subunit. Gene Ontology annotation, molecular function: mRNA binding; structural constituent of ribosome. The transcript is spliced from 2 exons. Bases 17 to 484 code for a protein of 155 amino acids. The record is from RefSeq and is marked provisional.